Molecule: messenger RNA, 1768 nt
Organism: Paramacrobiotus metropolitanus
Lineage: Eukaryota; Metazoa; Tardigrada; Eutardigrada; Parachela; Macrobiotidae
Product: E3 ubiquitin-protein ligase NRDP1-like
Biological process (GO): protein ubiquitination
Molecular function (GO): ubiquitin protein ligase activity
Source: RefSeq, a predicted model, not a curated record
CGUAAUGUCCGUUGCUUCAGUUUUGGAUAUUUUGGAAUUCUUGUUUUCUUCUCUCUAACUUUUCUCAGACUUAUCAGGAGUGAAUUGAUUGAAUAUAAUUAUUUGUAAAGACUUUGAGGGGGACCCCUUCGGCGUGCUGUUAGAACCCUGAGUUCAGUGAGUUGUGCGAAAAUCAAGUGUUAAAGACUUAAAGGCUUAAAGCCUUGGCAACUUAGCGUGAGUCAGAGCGAACUCAACAGCUGUGCAGCGCCAAUGGUACUCUCAUUUUGGUCGGGGAUGGUUUGAGGACGGGGCAGUGCACGAAAUACUGCAGAUUGCUGAUUUAUUCCUUGACGGAGGAAAGCCACAAGUGACGGACCGUGUGGCCAGCACGCCAUGGGCUUCGACUGUGAUCGCUUCGAGAAUCCAUCACAAGUCGACGCCGAACUCAUCUGCUCCAUUUGCUCAGGAGUCUUCGAUAAUCCUGUGCAGCUUCCCGAGUGUGAGCACGUCUUCUGCGCCGUGUGCAUCGAGCGCUGGCUGCUGGAGUCAUCCAAGUGUCCUCUGGACCGGAAAUCUAUCCAGUCGUCGCCCGGUGAACCCCGCGGCCGUUACGCCCCACGGCCUGCCCCGCGCAUCUUCCGCACACUACUCGGUCGAAUGCGCAUCCGCUGCUUGUUUCACACGCACGGGUGCAGUCAGCUGCUCAACCUGGAGCAUCUCGAGCAGCACCAGCUCACCUGCCCCCAUAAUCCCGAAGGUUUGGUGACAUGUGAUAAGGGCUGUGGCACCGAUUAUAAGAAGUCAGCUGGGCGCGAGCACAACUGUGUGACAGUAUUAAAGGAUAAACUGGAGGAGGCCAUGACGCUAAUCCAGCUGAUGAGCGGGGAGAUUGGCGAGCUGAAACGGAAAGUAAAGGAACUGGAGCAGGAGCCGCCGAUGGCUAAUGGACGUGCCAGUGUUGGCCGACGCAGCCGUGCGGCGCUGUGGACUCCUGAGGCCAUCAUGGCCUGGGCGCGCCACCUAUCGCUUGCGCAGGUGACGUACUGGGGUGGAUUGAUUAGCACUCCGGACGCAUUCCUGCAGAACCAGGUACGAGAGGCCCUGGAAAACAGUUGUGCCGCAGCUAACGGCCCGCUGGAGCUCAUAGAGGCGUUGAUGCACAAUUCGCAUGAGCGCGCCUGGCCGCCGGGACUCCGUACACUGGAGCGGCGUCUCUUCAACCGCACCAUCUACGAAGCCUACGCUUGCCGCCGGGUGCCGGGCAAUCAGGCCGUCAUCAUCCUUUCGGAGGAUAAUCGCCAUAUGAGCGACGACAUGAUCCUGCACCCGGGUCUGGUGGUGAUCUUCGCUCACGGCGUGGAGGACUGUGAUCCGCUGCAGAAUAUGCCCAACGGCGACAGCCGUUGUUGAUUUCUUCUGCUGCAGAAAUGUUUUGUUUGUGUUAUUCCUCGCCAUGGAUCUCGGUUCCCGCUAAUUCUUGUUUCGCCAUCUUAUCGCUCUAAUUUGUCAAACCCGAACUCACCGUAGGAAGCUGGUUAAUUUUAAUUAAUUUAGUCAGAUUAUUUAUUUUAUGCAAUAAUUAUUUCAAAUGCCAAAGAUGUGUGACCCUAUUUUCUCUCCGUUGAAUAUUUUUAAUGCGUUGGUUCUACGUUUUUUUUGACAAAGCUAUUUUCGGAUAUCGAUGAUUGUGCGACUGUUGUACUUUUUGUUUGGCAAAGAGUGAAAGAAUUUACACUUGUUACCAAAUGGCAUUUAAUUGCCAAACAACAGCAGGUGAUGAAACUGU